GUCAAUAGCUAAAUCUUGAAAAUCCCAACAUAACCUAUUUUUUUAUUAUGAUAGCAAGUACAAGGGAAAAACCCAUAAAUAGCAAAACCAUCAUAUAUUUCGAAAUGUUAUAGAAACAGCUUAGUGUCGGGCGAUAAGUGAUAGUGUAAGGGGAUUUUUAAAAGUGCAUAGUGUGAAAGGUCUGCAGUAGGAGCUGGUUAUUGCUCACCAAAGGCCAGUGCCAAAAUGUAUCUUAUUUUACUUUUUGCGCUAUUUGGGGGGUCGAACUCAGUGUUUUUAAAUCAAUCUAUAAUCAUUUCAGCUAAUUACUCGGUCCCCUAUCAGGGAUUGAUUAAUAAUUCGCUAGAGUACAUUUUUGAAUUUUCCAACUACAACUCAUAUAAGGUGUUCGUUCCACCUCGAGUCACUGUAACUACAAAGGAUGCGACUACAGUCGCUCCACUUAUGGUUACUACAAGACAGCCGAAAGAGUUGCUAUCUUGGAAGUUACCACUCUCUGUAGAGACAGAGACUGGGGAAGAAGUUUACAAAAACAGCUCCAGGACCUUGUGCUUCGAUAUUUUAAAUCACAAUAAAAUUCAAGGAUUUAAGCAGCUACAGCAUGAAAAUCCAAUCGUUUCACUUGCCACAUCCUCCCUUACGAGCAUUGAUUUUACAGUCACGGUGGACUUUCCAAAUGAGUUUCUACUGGAGCACAGUACGAACUACUCGAUCCAAAUUAGCCCUAGUGAGCCUCAGUAUUUUUUUUACAAUUUUUCGAUCCCAACAAACUUGACCAGCACCGAAGUCAGAGAAUCGAAUUACGAUACUGUUAUUUUGGAAGUUCUUUCACUGGAUACAAUAUGUACAAUUGUCAGCAUCCAGAAUGUUAGUUGUCCAGUUUUCGACUUAAAUCAAGAUAUAACGUUCAGAGGGUUUUAUGAGACGUUUACCACCAAAGGAGGUAUCACAAUUCCAAAAUACAAAUUUCCUUACGGGUUCUACAUAGUAUUUGUGGCCAAAGCGGACGAUUACGUCUGCACAAAGGACCUGAGUCCCUCAGUGUCUGGCGAUCGGGUUAAGAAGCUAUCCCUGGUUAUAAAACCCAGUAUUACUUACAACGAUUAUGUGUAUGCUGUUAUGAUCACGUUAUCUGCAAUUGGGGCUUUCUACAUAAUCUUUGGAGUGUCGUUCUUCCUCUUCUCCAGACAAUAUUAUGUGCCUCGUCAGAUGGAAUAUGCUGCGGAGAAUGGAACUGCUACUGCUUCUUUGAAUUCUAGAAUUAUCAAGCUGCCUGAUGAGCUCAGAAGUGAAUGUGUUGGCACUGAAGGUACAAAUAACCUGGACUCGCAGUCGUUGGACGAUACGGAUUAUGAUCACAUUCAAGAAAUACAAGAGGACCGAGAGAUUAGAUUGUGCAGGAGUCAACCACGUUUAACCGACUUGGCCAGAAAACCCCCGAGAGUUUUAGCCAAGAAAAGUUAUUUGUACUUGUACAACGUGUUGACCGUUGCCCUAUUUUAUGGCUUGCCAGUUGUGCAGCUGGUAAUCACUUACCAACGGGUGCUGAAUGAAACAGGCGAACAAGACAUUUGCUACUAUAACUUCUUAUGCGCCCAUCCUUUGUCAUUUUUGAGCGAUUUCAACCACGUUUUCUCCAAUAUUGGCUACGUGCUGCUUGGGAUAUUGUUUUUAAUCAUCACUUACCAUAGAGAACUCACACACAAGGACCAGGACUUUGAUAGACACUAUGGAAUUCCUCAGCACUAUGGUUUAUUCUAUGCUAUGGGAGUGGCACUGAUAAUGGAAGGGGUGCUGAGUGGUAGCUACCAUGUGUGUCCCAGCCAAAUGAAUUUCCAAUUUGAUUCUAGUUUCAUGUACGUAAUGGCCGUUUUAUGCAUGGUAAAACUGUACCAAAACAGACACCCUGAUAUCAAUGCGAAUGCAUACAGCACCUUUGGUGUGCUGGCAAUAGCCAUUGUAUUAGGUAUGAUUGGAAUACUGGAAAAUACCGACCAAUUUUGGGUGUGUUUUGUGAUAUUGCACAUUCUAGUUUGCUUUUACCUCAGCAUCAAAGUCUACUACAUGGGAUGCUGGAAACUAAGUUGUGUUUCACUGAGACGAGUUGGGCAUAUUAUCAGGCAUGACUUCUGGGCCGGUCCCCUCAAUGUCUUAAAACCGUGUUAUAAAGCUCGUUUUGUCAUGGUGGUAAUGGGAAAUUUGUGCAAUUGGGCUUUAGCCGCCUAUGCCUUGGCUUACCAUCCCAAGAAUUUCGCAGUGUUCCUUCUCUUGAUCUUUAUGUCUAACACACUGAUUUACUUCUUUUUCUAUAUACUGAUGAAGUAUUUACAUAAAGAGAGCGUGAGAAUUGUCACUUGGAUGUUCUUCUGCAUCUCAACUCUGUGUGCAAUAGCCGCAAUGUACUUCUUCCUGCACAAGGCCAUAUCGUGGUCGAAAACACCCGCUCAAUCGCGCACCUUCAACGUGGAGUGCAAACUGCUCCGUUUCUACGACUAUCACGAUAUUUGGCAUUUCCUCAGUGCCAUCGGCAUGUUUUUUACUUUUAUGGUCCUUUUGACCCUGGACGAUGACUUGUCUCACACCCAUCAUGAGCAGAUACCCGUUUUUUAAGACAAUAACUUGCAGGGGGCAAAUGUUCAUAUUCGAUUGAAGAAAAUUGUUCUCUUAUUUACCUAACAAUCCGAUCCAUUGCUAUAAGGAUAAGGACGUGGAAGUAUUCGUUACGGUGGAUUUUCGUUAAAAGGAAGAUUAAGACUAAGAAUGUCAAGUAUUAUAAUGGUGACUAAACAGUACCAAAAAAUAAAUAAUCCUAAUCUCUUUUAGAUUAUUCUGCUAUUCAUGACAAUGUAUUUUAAAUUAGCGCAAUAACGGGACAUUUUUUUCCAACAAUUUCGACAGCUUUGCCUGCUUUAUGCUUAGAGUGUUUUCUGUAUACAAUUAUUUACGAAUAUUAUGUAAUACGUUCAUUGAGUGAGGAUAUUUGAGUGAAAACAUCUGUGAGUUUUUGUGAUAUGACCACUAUAAUUUAUAUUUGUUAUAAAUAUUUCUAUAAUGUUAAAUGAUGGAGGCAAUACGCUUAUUCCAAAUAGACAACCUAUUUUAA
Molecule: messenger RNA, 3103 nt
Organism: Dendroctonus ponderosae (mountain pine beetle)
Lineage: Eukaryota; Metazoa; Arthropoda; Insecta; Coleoptera; Curculionidae
Gene: Sirc
Product: SID1 transmembrane family member 1
Exons: 18
Coding region: 226-2610 (794 amino acids)
Cellular component (GO): membrane
Source: RefSeq, a predicted model, not a curated record